This is a messenger RNA of Hemicordylus capensis (graceful crag lizard), 8257 nucleotides long. RefSeq names its product adhesion molecule with Ig like domain 1 (gene AMIGO1). Gene Ontology annotation, molecular function: protein binding. Gene Ontology annotation, biological process: brain development. The record is from RefSeq and is a predicted model, not a curated record. Lineage: Eukaryota; Metazoa; Chordata; Lepidosauria; Squamata; Cordylidae. The coding region runs from base 1145 to 2719 and encodes 524 amino acids. The transcript has 2 exons.
CUACACAGCAAGGAAAGGCGGCGGCGCUGGGGCGGAGGGUGGGGGGUGUCUAUGGGGCCUGGAGGGCAGAGCGCAGCCGAGCAGCAGCCCACUCCACUGGCUGCCUCCGCAGGCCAACCUCUUCUGCUGACAGGCGGUGGGUGGGUGUGAGCGUGAGUGUGCCAGGAGCUGGUGUGCAGGGGCAACGCACGCUCUCAUUGGACGCGCACACGCGCGCGCGCUGCCUGCCUGCUUGCUUUUGCUUCCUUCCUCCAGUCAAGCCGCCUGGCUGAGCCCUUCCUGCUGCUGCAGCCGUCCGCGCCUUUGCUCCACGGCCCGAUUCCCACAGCACCGGGAGCCCGAGAGUCUCUGGGCGCUCAGCCUCGCUCGGAAUCCUGCGUCGGGAAAAGCCCCUUCUUCGACGGCCCCAGCCAGCAACAUCUCUUGGAGCAGCAGAGCGGAGCGCUACUGCCGCGGGACAGCCCUCGACAGCCAGCCCCCACCCCGCCCUGUGACUGAGUUGCAGCGAUCUGGGCUGUGCGGGAUCCGUCCCCAGCAGCGGCCGCUUCAGCUGCCGGAGCAGCAGCCCUCUCGGAUCGUCUCUUCUGGGCAGGGGAGGCCACAUGAGAAGCGGUAGCUGCGCAAGGCGACCCGCCGGGAUGGGCUGAGCAGGGGAGCGAGAGGAGCCGCUUCGCUGGUGAGUGAGAGAGGAGGAGGAGAGAGCGCUGCUCUGCCGCCGCUUGGGGAGGCUGCUGGUGGUGGUGCAAUGCAACACCGCGUGGCAACUUGCAGGGCUUGGCAGACAUGCUAAGGCGGGGAGGAGCGGACGGCAAAGCAGGAGCCGGGCUUCCCAUGCCAACGAAAGGUGUCCUUUCCCCGCUGGAGGGAGCGGGCGGCAGAGGCCUGGCCUUCCCCUUCCUCCUUCCCCUUGCCUUGUUCUGCGGCAGGUAGACCCUUCAGGCGCGGCUCUGGUGAUGAGCACAACGGGCGAUCCGCCAAGUCUGCUUCGCGCCCGCUCUCCGCCCGACGUUCCGGCAAGCGCACACAGGAGCGCCGCCGCCGCCGCCAGGAUCCCGCCCGGCAGCGCCCCCUUUGCUGCGCCGAUGCUUCCUGCCUGUGCGAUUCUCUAUGACAGGAACGUGACCUCCCUUCGCUGAGUCUUACGAUGUGGUUUCAAGAUGUCUCAGUGUCCCGUCGACGUCUGGUGCCGCGUGGCGGGGGCUCAUGGCUCCUGCUGGUGCUGAGUUUUGCCGUUGCCCGGAAAGGCGGCUUGGCAUUGAAUUGCCCCAAGGACUGUGUGUGUGCCAGCAACAUCAUCAGCUGCUCGAAAGCUGACCUGAAGAGCUUCCCUGCUCACCUUCCUCGGUAUGUAGCUGUCCUGGAUUUCAGUCAUAAUAAAUUGGAGCGCCUGCGAGCGGAAUGGACCCCUUCCGGACUCUCUCAACUCCACUCUUUAUUCCUCAGCCACAACGGCCUUGUCUUCAUCUCCACCGAGGCCUUCUGCAACGUCCCCCACCUGAAGUACUUGGAUCUAUCCUCUAAUGAAAUCGAAUCCCUAGGGGAGAACAUCUUCAGCACCCUGAAGGAGCUGGAAGUUCUGCUGCUCUACAGCAACAAGAUCGCCAAGAUUGACCGCACUGCUUUUGAGGACAUGGCCAUGCUCCAGAAACUGUACCUGAGCAAUAAUUAUAUCUCCCGCUUCCCCCUGGAGCUGGUGAAAAGAGGGGAGAGCAAGCUUGCCCUGCUGGACCUCUCUGCCAACCAUAUCAGGAACUUGCAUGUCAAGGAGGUGACGGGCCUCCCAGCGUGGAUGAAGAAUGGCCUCUACAUUCACAACAACCCUCUCAACUGCAACUGUGAACUCUACACCCUCUUUACCCACUGGCAGAAACGUCAGCUGAGCUCAGCUGUGGACUUUGAGGAGGACCUCAAAUGCUCUAUGGAUCCGACCAAGAAUAGAAACCUGAUCAAAAUCUCCAACCUCAGUGACCCAUAUGGCAUGAACUGCAGCGAGUUCAAGGAGCAAGCAUUGGAGGUCCACCGUGGUGAAAGGGUCGUCAUCAACUGUGACACCAGGCAGCGAGGAAUAACAGUCAGAGAAUGGGUGACACCUAGAUUUGAGCGUGUUCCCUCAGAAAAUGAAAACAGCACCAUAACUCUGCUGACCAAUGGAAGCCUGAAGAUUGAUAACAUCACUGUUGAAGAUAUGGGCCCAUAUACCUGUUAUGCAGUAAGCCAGGUGUUCAAUGAGACCCUCUACGUACAUGUCACAGUCCAUAAUUAUACUGUGCAUGGGAUCCCAGACACGCUUAAUACAGCCUACACCACACUAGUGGGCUGUAUCCUAAGUGUCAUCCUUGUGCUCAUCUACCUUUACCUGACCCCAUGCCGUUGCUGGUGCCGCAACAGUGAGAAGCAGGCCAACCAACAGGAGGACAGUAUCAACUCCUCGAUGCUCAGCACCACUCCCAAUCACAAUGCUGAAGGGACUGGAGGCAAGGAAGGAUUGAACCGCCACAUGGCACCAAGCAGUACACAAGGCCAGAAUGGCAAAUGCAAGCCCAACUGCUCCCCCAAACAGGUGGCUAAAGGGACCCACAAGGCAGAGAGGAAAAUGUCAGACCCAGACUCCGUCAGCUCAGUCUUCUCAGAUACUCCCAUUGUGGGAGCCUCACAGAGCGAAGGAGGGAGAGGAGGUGGAAGAGACAAGGCAGGGGCAGAAUUGGUGGGGCUGCUGUGAACAUUCUGGCCACAGAGGAGAUAAGUGGAAGGAGGUCCACAUCCUUAAAGCAUAACUAGUCUUGUCUGGUACUUUUCUCCAAUCUACCAUGCUGUUUUUCUCUUCUUGCCAAACCCAGAUUCCAGUGCUGAAAACCUAGUGUUCCAGUCUGUUCUUGAAGCACAGCAAUUCCUGAGCGCUCGGAGUUCGGAAUGACAAUGUUUUUCAGUUCCCUGUCGUUGGAACUUUGCAAAUGUCCCAUUGAGACACACAGAGGCACAGUGUCAGUGAUCCAGCAGACAACUAGGUUUUCUGUUCACUGUUUGCAUACCACCUGCAAUGGUUCUUCCCCCCUAAGCACCUGUGCAGGUAUGAAUUCCUGAAGAGCAGCUCUCUUUGUUGCAACAGAAAUUGUCACCUUAAAGGCAAACAAAGUUACUGUGGCAUAAGCUUACAUAAGCAGCAGCUUAUUUCACCAGAUGCAUGAAGUGGUCCUAAAAGCAAUACUUGUAGCCAUUCCUCAUGCAAAUCAAUCCAUAUGGUAUUGUGAAAAAGUUACUUUUUUAAACAGCUCAAUAAUAUUUUUUUUAAUGCUACUUAACCCCACACACACACACACACACAGAGAGAGAAAAUGAAGGUUUCCACCACGCCAAGUUUCUCAAGACAUGGUUCAGAACAUUGUCUAGCAAGCAGGGCCCCCUGUUUUGGAAGCCUCUGAGCCCCCCCCCCCUUUCUUGCACAAUGAAAAACAUUAAAAUUGAAAGUGUGGAAACAUGGCAGAGGAAGGAGAUAGUCAUACAGUCUUUUCACUGAAGAGCUCUGUAAAAAGGACUUAAAUCUGAAUAUAGCAUCAUGGCAUCAAACUGCAAGACAGAACGAAGAGUCCUGAGAAUUGGUAAGCUGGAAUUCCAUCUUCCACCCUGCUUGCUCUGGGACAUGGCAGAGACAAGGACAUGGCAUGGCAUGAGCCAAAUCGGCCACUUUCCCCUCUCCGCUCUUUGUUUGGCAGCUUAACAGUCAGAUUCCCAUCACUAAUUACAGUCAUGAUAUGUGAAAGCAGAAGCGGGUUCCAGCACAGCUCCCACCCUUGCAGAUCUGCAGCAAGUCUGGAGACUGGGAGGUUUUUUAGAUUUGGGAAAUCCUGAAGCAUGUUGGCAGCAGCCUCAUCAUCUUCUAGAAGCUCUUCUUGCUAGGUUAACUGUGUUAGGAGACCAAGCAUGCUGCAAACUCUGGUGCUUGGUGGGGAGAGGGAAGUUUAACACCAAGUCCAACAAAGCAGCUAAAGUCAAGGAGUCACACACCAGUCAUCUUCUCAGCAACCACAUGUAGCAGCACUUCUGGCUACACAGAGCCCUUCCUGGAGUGUGCUAGUGCUGCCUUCUGAACUCCCUCCUAAGACAUACACCACUCUGUGUGGUUCCUUCCUAGUGUUUGGGUUUAAAAACAAAAUUAUUAUUUUGAAUUUCUUCCUCCCUGGGUUUAUCCUUCUUUCUCAGGGAGUGAGAUUUACUAUAGCAAGAGCAGAGAGGAGGCACCAGAGCAGCCGCUUGAAGACAGGAGGACUGGUUUUGAGGAAGUCAGGGUGGCUCGGCUGCUUUCCCACUAACUCCACGAGAAUAUGAGAGAAUCAGUCCCUCUACUAAAUGAUGAGGAUCGCACCUGCUGGGUCUCCUUAUGCGAUAUUCAGAAUGAGCUCACCUGAAGCCAUUCACAAGCACAUGCGGCUAGAAGGUCCCUGUGCAAGGCAAGUAACUUGCCCCUGUUGCCAUUCUGCAAGUCCCCACAGGGGAGACGGAAUCCCUGGCUGACUCUGCCCAGCUCAGAAUAAUCCAUUCGGCAUGGCUGGUUUUGAGAAAGCCAAGGAGGGGGGCUUCCAAGGAAGAGUUUCCGACACAUGACCUUGCAGAGGUUUACACCUGAUCUGUAUUCCGGCCAGCUGAUGUAUCUGUUGUCUGCAGAGAAGAGUGGGAAAUGAAAGGGCGGGGGUGAGGUCAGGGGGUCUGUGAUGUGUCGGGCUAGGUGGAUAUGACACAUUAAGCCAUAGAAUGUAUUGCACAAAGCUGUGAAUGGUCCUGAGCAGUUAACAUUCCUGAAGAGCAGUGCUCUGGGCCAUAGCCAUAUGCUCACAGCCCUGGGGCUCUUUCUCCUCGGCCCAUGAGGCACUCGCCCAAGAAUUGUCAGAGCCCAAAGUGAAUACUAAACCAGCUGCAAGAGGGAAGUGCAGCUGACCGGCCCUGACUAGCUCUGAGACUUUCAGUCGUUUUCCCUGGCAUGAAGCAGGAGUCCAAGAGAAAACAUGCCUGCUAGCCACGUGAGGCAGAGGAAGGGGAGGCUGAGGCAUUAACAACAACAACAAGAGAAAUAAACAGAAAGAAUUGUAUUGGGAAUGGUGAAAGCAGGGAGGGUUUAGUCAUAAUGGAAGAGGAUGACUGACAGAUUUUUGUGAAUCUACGGUUAAAUUCUGGUUCAUGUAGAGUCAGGGAGGUUGCCUUGUUUUGAACCCCCUUCCCCAUAUCCUGCAGUAAAUCGGCUUGCUAAAAUUCCCAGGCACCACAGGAGCAAAAUCAGAGCUAUUAAUUAAUAAUGAAAAGGGCAGGUCGACAAUUUUCGCAUGCAUGUUGACUGAAUGGGGAAAUAUACCAACCGGAGAUUGCUUUGAUGUACAUUCAAACAAAAUCUACGACCUUGUACUAUAAAAGUGCAGACUACCUAUUUAUUAACACCAGGACUUUAAUCAACUCAGUCUGCUUUGAAGCUGUUAUACUUCUAGGAGCGAGAUAACAAUAUGGGAGUAGGGAGCUCUCUUUGCUAUCCCAUGGCUUCAUUGCUGCUUAAACCUUUUGCUUCUUUGAUAGGAAAGAGCCAUGCUGCAGUUCAUAAAGAUGGCACAGACUGCAGUCUAGCAGAAAGAUGGGGAGGAAUUAACCUCUCCCAUCCCCAGUCCUUUUUGUAUGGGAAGAAAGGAGCUGGAAUAUACACAGCCAGUUUACAGCCAGAAUGUACACAGACCUCAAGUCCGUGGUUGAAGGGAGGCAGAAAUGCAAUGCAGCACAGCUACAUCUCUGUGCAUGCAUGCAUGCUUGCGCACACUUUUGUACCAGCUCAGUACUGAUGCUCACAAGCAUGUGUCCAUCACAUUUAACACUUGGUAUAUAUGAAGCUGCCUUGUAGUGGGUCAGACCAUUUGUCCAUUUAGUCAGGUACUGUCAACUAGUAUUAGCUGGCACUCUUUCCAACUGAGAAAGACAGAGAUCCCUUAAGUGGAGAUGCCUCCAGAGAUUGAAUUUAGAACCUUGUGCAUGUCAAACAAGUGCUAAAGUGUGCCGUCAAGUCAAUUUCGACUCCUGGCACCCACAGAGCCCUGUGGUUUUCUUUUGGUAGAAUACAGGAGGGGUUUACCAUUGCCUCCUCCCACACAGUAUGAGAUGAUGCCUUUCUGCAUCUUUCUAUAUUGCUGCUGCCCAAUAUAGUACCAGCGGGGAUUCGAACCGGCGACCUUCUGCUUGUUAGUCAAGCACUUCCCCACUGCAUACAUACUUUGAUUUAGCGAACUCUUAACAGGCUUUACCUCCUGUUCUCACUGAGUGAGGGAGUGUAGCCUUUAAAAAGCCAUACACACCCAUACUCAUUGCCUGUGUAAGCCCUCUCGCUGUCUUCUCAGGGUUCCUCAGUCUGCCAAAGAUCCCACAACUACUUCUCUAGGAAGCAGAACAGAGGACUCUGGAUGACUCCAUUGAACAUUGUCCUCCUCCUUCUGCUCCUCCACAUGGAAAUAGCCUGACAGUGUAAGGCAGGAAGCCUGUAACUUUAGACACCAGAAUAUGUAACAGGAGCAGCUCCUACUGGGUCCUUGAUAAAGUGUCAGUUAAAUAGCCUUGGAAAUAUCACUCGGCAGUUUGGCUUUAGUGAAAUAUGUGGAAGAGCACUGGGGGAUCCCAGGAGAGUGCUGCCUGGCAGAGGAGUAAGGUGGGAUCGGUAUCUCUGAAAGGCCCAAGGCAUUACAGCUGGCUGGUGCCUAACCAGAUAAUAUCAGCCUAUUCCACUCACAGCUGAUGCACACACAAAAAGGUUGUUGGAUCAUUUGUUUCUUCCUCAUCUAAAAGCCACUCUUGGAUCCAGUGCAUGUAUAAUGCUAGCCAUCCCUUAACCACAGCGUAAUGCUAGCCAUCCCUUAAUCUGCUAACUUGGCAAAGAGGCACUUUUUUAAAUGUGGUGAUUCUCUUUAUUUAGCAGGGGGAGAGUAACUGGGCCUCUCCACCACCAGCACAGUACCCCCAGUGACUGUUGCUGGUGUCUAUCUUAUGUUUCUUUUUAGACUGUGAGCCCUUUGGGGACAGGGAUCCAUCUUAUUUAUUUAUUAUUAAUCUGUGUAAACCACCCUGAGCCAUUUUUGGAAGGGCAGUAUAGAGAAAUAAAUAAAUAAAUAAAUCCCUUUCCCUGCCCUUUUCCCAGCCUGCCCUUAACUAUGGUUUGAUGUUAUGCCUGCACCAUGACCCUGCUCACCCAGCAUAUAACAAAGCAUAUUUAAUCUUAUAUGUUUAUUUAUUUUUUAUUUUAUGUUUAUUUAUUAUUUUUUAUCACAUUUGUACACCGCCCCAAACUUUCAUCUCUGGGUGGUUUACAGUGUAUGUUGUAUAUGCAGUGUGGCGGAUGGGAGGGUUAUCACUUCUCCCAUCCCAGUGCUAGACCUCUAUGGAAUCUAGAUAAUACAGCCAUCAUUAGCCUACUGACUGGAAAGUUAAUGCCAUCAAAAUUAAUAGGACUUACUUCAGAGAAAAUGCGUUUAGGAUGAGUGCAUGAAAUAAUACAAUUGCUUCUCUUUCAGAAAUCUAACAUGUGGGACCAAGCUUUCCCCCCACCUCCAAAAAUGUCCCUUCUGUGCCCCCCCCCAAUACUUUUUCUGGUGCCACCACGAAUGUGCUGUCUCCCAGGUAAAGAGCUCCAAUUCGGCUUCCUAGCUGCACAUUGCUCAUGCUAACCGCUUUGGGACCAAGGCUUUCAUUCUACUCUCUGAUUGCUCAAACCGUCUCUUGUAUCCUUCUUGGUCAGAGCAGUGGACUCAAAUAGCUCACAGGAGGAAGGACCAUCUCUCCUUGCUCUUGUCCCACAGAUGGAUAUUGUGCCUCAUCAAUAAUUACUAAGGUGACCUUUUAUUCCGUCUAAACUGCACAGUCAGAAUGGAAGCCACCCACACGGUUUCCCUGUUGUAAAUGGUUAGCUGGUGGCUAAAGGAAGGAUCUGCCUGCUCUCCACACAGUGCCAGAACCACCCAUCUCUCAGAAAACCACCUGCGUGCACCUGCUGUCUGUAUGCAAGAUGCAUAGGGUCCCCACUGAGAAUGUAAAUAUGCUUCGGGAACUGGAAGCAACAUUCAGAUUACGCUGCCAGGAAAGAACUCUCCUCUUUCCCAGGGGUGAGUGCUGCACCAAAGAAGCAUAUAUUUAAUGGAGGCAGAGACAACAAUCCCAAAGAGCAUCUGGGCUGCAUUUCUGUGUCGGGUAAUCUGUAGUCUCCAGCAUAGACAUAGGUGACAAUAAAACAAGUUUCAAGAAUGUG